Molecule: messenger RNA, 742 nt
Organism: Cylicostephanus goldi
Lineage: Eukaryota; Metazoa; Nematoda; Chromadorea; Rhabditida; Strongylidae
Source: the annotation of a GenBank genome assembly
UGAUCCAAUCAGUGGGAAAUGUUACUGUAAACUUGGUUACUUCGGUGAAGAUUGCAAAAGUGGUUGUGUCCAAGGACGUUUUGGUACCGACUGUUCAGAGCUGUGCGAGUGCGCAAAUGGAGCAGUAUGCGAUAAGGAGACUGGAGCUUGCAUUUGUCCACCGGGUUUUAUUGGUACAAAAUGCGACACACCAUGUCCACAGGGUCGAUACGGAGAAAACUGCGAAAAAAUUUGCUCCUGCGAAAAUGGUGGCACCUGCGACCGCUUGUCUGGGCAGUGCAAGUGCGCCCCCGGAUUUACAGGGCUCACUUGUAAUCAAGUUUGCCCCGAAGGUCGUUGGGGCCCCGGAUGUAAGGAUAAGUGUCGGUGUGCCAACGGUGCCCAUUGCGAUCCAGCAACUGGAGAGUGCAAGUGUAAUCUCGGCUAUAUGGGAACUACCUGUGAACAAAGCUGCCCAUCUGGAAAGUAUGGCUUGAACUGCACGUUGGACUGCGAAUGUCAUGGAAGCGCCAGAUGUGACCCAGUCCAAGGAUGUUGCGAUUGCCCGCCUGGUCGCUACGGGACUAGGUGUCAAUUUGUUUGUCCAGUUGGUUUCUAUGGAUGGUACUGUAGUCAGUCAUGUUCCUGCCAAAAUGGUGCCUCUUGUGAGCCAGGAGAUGGCCAGUGCCUAUGUCCGCCAGGUUUUGAGGGCGAUCACGUGAGUAAAUUCGUUAGAGAUCCGCUUAUAGUUUUGCUCACAUAG